CGGAGUGAAGAGGGAGGGCUAGACAGGGAGACAAGCAGUACAACAUUGGCUGAGAGAGGAGCAGGCCACGGGCAGUACUCCUCUUCACCGUGUUGAUAGAACCUCUGAGGCGGGGAUUCGAGUUCACGUGAAAGUCGAAUCUGCUUCACCUCUGUACGAUUAGCUCACCUGUCCACCUGGGGCCGGUAGUCAGUCGAGCAGAAAGAGCACGCGGAGGAGGUUCUGCUUUGGAGGAAAAACUGUAACCAUAAGUACGUUUCUAAAGAGUCAGGUCAUAUUGUUUGGCAGUGACUCAGAGCGUUCUUAUCCACAUUUUUCCUUCCCACGCGCCAAGAUUUCCUUUUUCCUUAAGUGAACGUUUUUGUACAAGACGACAAUUCGGUUUUUUUUUAACUCCUUUCUCCUUCGGUUCUUCAUCUCCACAACGGCAACACAAUGGCUCUCGAAUUCAUCGCCGGCUGUCUCGGAGGGUGUGCUGGAGUGGCUGUGGGGCAUCCUUUUGACACAGUAAAGGUCCGCCUUCAGACCCAAGACUUCCAGAACCCCAAGUACCGAGGCACGUGGCACUGCAUCACGGACACCAUCAAGCAUGAGUCGCUUCGCGGACUGUACAAGGGCAUGUCCUCCCCUAUGGCAGGAGUGGCCUUCGUCAACGCCAUAGUCUUCGGCGUCCACGGCAACAUGGUCAAACACAUCCAGAAUCCAGACUCCCUCAGGUCACAAAUGCUCUGCGGCGCAGUGGCGGGAUUCUCACAGUCCAUCGUCACCUCGCCCAUGGAACUCGUGAAAACCAGAGUCCAGCUACAGACGGAGGCGUGCGUCACCACCAAGUCUCUCUCCUGCGCCGCCACCUCCUCCUCCACCGUCACAAACUGCAGCAGCUACACGAGCCCCGUGGACUGCAUCAGGAAGAUCGUCACCACAGAGGGAUGGCGGGGCUUGUUUAGAGGACAGCUCAUCACAAUCUUCAGAGAUGUACCCGGGUUCUCAUCGUACUUCCUGAGUUACGAGUACCUGAGUCGCUCCUGGGCCUCGGCUGAUGGCUCCGUUUCCCCCGCCGUCGUGCUGGCUGCUGGAGGGUUUGCCGGAGCCUUGUCGUGGCUCGUCACUUACCCCAUCGACAUGGUCAAGUCCAGGCUGCAGGCUGACGGCGUGGGCGGCGUCAGCAAGUAUCGCGGUAUCGCCCACUGUCUCAAGAGCAGCGUGGCCACAGAGGGUGCCGGGGUGCUGUUCCGAGGUCUCAACUCGUCCCUGAUCCGCGCCUUCCCCACCAACGCCGCCACCUUCGCUGUGGUCACCUGGACCAUCAAGACAUUCCAGGAGCAACCCGAGCAAGACGAGACGCACCAGUCGUGGCGGGACAUCCUGGCCAACGGCGAGGCGCUUGUGCAGGCGGCGGCCAUCCCCACGCCCCUGCAACUCAGCUUCACCCCAGAGACCAGCUGGAGAUCAGCCGUCUCUUUCCUGCCGCAGGUCAUGGCUGCCUCGGCGGCGACAGAGGAAGACCAGGAGGAGGAGCACCAGGAGACCAGGUGCCGGUGCUGGCAGCGGCAGGGCACCGCGGUGCUCGGCAAACUGCCCAACCUGUUCGGUUCGGUGUGUAAGGGACACGAGGCCUUCACCUGCUGGAGGGCGCGGCAAGAGGACGUGUUCGCGGCGGCGCGGCUGCACCACAACCUCAGCAUUGUGCUAUAAUGCUCUAGGUCGCACGCCGCAGAAGGAUGUGCUGCCGCCACUUAGCAGCGAGAGACUGUGAUCGCACAGCGCAGGGUCGGGGCUCGCAGGGCCACAGCGCGGCCAGUGUCCCGGUGACAGCACAGCGGGGCUCGCUGGCUACCUGAGCUACUCUAGUCAUGCCUCAAAGCACACACUGCCAUCCCUCACUCACAUCACUGCAAACAAUCUGUACUCCUAGAGUUAUUAACGCUGAAAAUUAGACACACAUUCAGUCAUUUUGAGAACACAACAUGCAAAUACGUUCCUUUUACAACACAGGGAGGGGGAGGGGGGGACGGUGUGCUGUGAGGCGCGGCAAGGCUCUGGCUGCGGCUGCUGUGUGGCGCUGUGCUCAGCCCUCCUACGUGCCGCGCGCUGGUGUAGGAAUAGACGCGGUGGGCUGGGACGGCCACACAGCUGGCACACCCUGACACUGGCUGCUGUGGUGGCAGUGGCAGAGGGCUUCGCGAUCCCCCGACCGGCGCCUGCAUACACGUGUUUUGUACCCGAGGGGCCACGGGCGGUGCAGGCAUCGCCGCAGCCCACCAGACAACCUACGUAUGUGCAUUCUUAUAACCUGGAUCUGCAGCAUCAUUACAACUGAUCAUCUCACAAGAGGCAAACAUUUGACACUAAGUGGCGACAACACGACCUUCUGAAGGCUGACAGCCAAGCCUACCUAUAACCAAUGUCAAAACGCCCGUCACGCGCGGAGCAUGCACCCCCCCGCCAGCUCCCAAGGAGGGGCGGGAGGUGCUACAAUUGAAUUCUCUUAUAGAGGAUUGUUAUUGUCAUUAUCGUCAUUUCUCUAAUUAGGCUGAGGUAGAGUGUGUGAGCCAGGGGGAGGAGAGAGCCAGGAGGGAGCAAGGAGGGGCGGGAGGUGACACAUUCCGACCAACAAGGAUCUGUCACGACUCCCGCCCCCGUCAAGGUGUUGUGCCUGAUACCCUGCUUGCCCCAACACUCCUGUCUGCUCCUGACACAGCCCUAAGCUAGGCAGCUGACGAAGGUGUGUGUGUGUGUGUGUGUGUGUGUUACAGAGAGAGAGAGAGAGAGAGAGAGAGAGAGAGAGAGAGAGAGAGAGAGAGAGAGAGAGAGAGAGAGAGAGAGAGAGAGAGAGAGAGAGUGUGCAUGUGCGUGCGCGCGCGCGCGCGCGCGCGCGUGUGUGUGUGUGUGUGUGUGUGUGUGUGUGUGUGUGUGUGUGUGUGUGUGUGUGUGUGUGUGUGUGUCCCGUCAUUCCCUGUCCCGAUGUCCGCGAAUCUCUCAUUCCAAUCCGUCCAUUAUUUAUUGAGCCGUUCAUUCCGACGCAAAAUUAAGAAUAGAAAAUAAAAAAAAGUGCUAAAAACUGGAAAUAUGGGAAAAAAAAAAAACGAAGUCCGAGAUGCAGCACUAAAUUUUGUAAGAAAAGGAGAUCAAGCUUCCGUCAACAAUAAUUCUUAUAAAAAUGAAUAAAAUUUUUACCUAUAGUU
Scylla paramamosain (green mud crab) is the source of this 3185-nucleotide messenger RNA. Its product is annotated as mitochondrial basic amino acids transporter-like. Gene Ontology annotation, biological process: mitochondrial L-ornithine transmembrane transport. Lineage: Eukaryota; Metazoa; Arthropoda; Malacostraca; Decapoda; Portunidae. The record is from RefSeq and is a predicted model, not a curated record. Bases 436 to 1695 code for a protein of 419 amino acids. The transcript is spliced from 7 exons. Gene Ontology annotation, cellular component: mitochondrion. Gene Ontology annotation, molecular function: high-affinity L-arginine transmembrane transporter activity.